AUGCGUGAGGUGUGCAGGUGUGAGAACGGAGGCACUUGUGAUUCUGUGAGCGGCAAAUGCACUUGCCCUCCAGGCGUGUCUGGAGAAUUCUGCGAGGAUGGCUGCCCGGCUGGCUAUUAUGGCGACACCUGCGAGCGGCGCUGCCCCAUGAUGUGCCCCUCGAUGCGCUGCAACCGCGUGUUCGGCUUCUGCGAGUGCGACCCCGGGCGCUUCGGGCCAAAGUGCAACAUGCCGUGCCCGGCCAUGACCUGGGGUGCCAACUGCCGCCACCAAUGCCAGUGCAACGACCAGAGCACUUCCCGCUGCCACCCUGAGAGCGGCGUGUGUGAGUGCCAGCCCGGCUACGUAGGCGUCGACUGCUCCGAGGAGUGCCCCAAGGGCCGCUGGGGAGCUGGCUGCAACCACGAGUGCCAGUGUGCCAGCGGGGCGAGCUGCCACCCCGCGACGGGCGCCUGCCUCAUGGACUGCCCGCCGGGCUUCACGGGCGCCGACUGUCGAGACGCAUGCAACACGGGCCACUACGGUCCGGGUUGCAUGAAGGUGUGCAAGUGCGGAAUGCAGCCGUGCGACCCGGUGUCCGGCGCCUGUCUGUGUCCUGCUGGCACUUACGGCCUCUCCUGCGAGCAACGUAAGUGGCUGCACAUGCCUUGCCCCGAUGGCCUGUGGGGAGAAAGUUGCCUGAAGAAGUGUCAGUGUGAGAACGAAGGGAGCUGCGACAGGGUCAGCGGACAGUGCCAUUGCCGGCCAGGAUUCACGGGACCCACGUGCGAGGCGCAGUGCCCCCCUGGGAGGUUUGGCAAAGACUGCAGUGAGACCUGUACUUGUCUCAACGGGGCUGCCUGUCACCACGUUACGGGGAGAGUUAUUCAUUUCAGUCAUAAUCUCAUCGUCGAAAGAUUAAAAGACUUUAUCAAUACUCCGGUGCGAGUGCGCCUCGGGCUUCACGGGGCAGCGGUGCGGGCAGCCGUGCCCCCUGGGGCGCUUCGGGCCGGACUGCCCUGCCCUGAGGGGAGCUACGGCGCAGGCUGUGCCAUGAACUGCAGUUGUGCCAACGGUGCCAAGUGCGACCACAUAUCCGGGGCCUGCAUGUGCCAGCCAGGCUGGCGCGGCACCUUCUGCUCGCGGCCGUGCCCCGACGGUUUCUGGGGGCAAGACUGCCGCCAUCACUGCGGCUGCAGCGCCGGCGCCGCAUGCGACCCCACCACAGGCGCUUGCGUCUGUCCGCCGGGCAAACAUGGGCAGCACUGCUCUAAAAUGAAUGAGAGAUUUGAUUUCACCGCCGACUGCUCUCUGUGCCCUUAG
Molecule: messenger RNA, 1302 nt
Organism: Penaeus monodon (black tiger shrimp)
Lineage: Eukaryota; Metazoa; Arthropoda; Malacostraca; Decapoda; Penaeidae
Product: multiple epidermal growth factor-like domains protein 6
Exons: 12
Coding region: 1-1302 (433 amino acids)
Molecular function (GO): scavenger receptor activity
Source: RefSeq, a predicted model, not a curated record